Mycena indigotica is the source of this 1512-nucleotide messenger RNA. RefSeq lists its product as uncharacterized. Gene Ontology annotation, cellular component: nucleus. The transcript is spliced from 8 exons. NCBI's taxonomy places the organism in Eukaryota, Fungi, Basidiomycota, Agaricomycetes, Agaricales, Mycenaceae. The coding region runs from base 1 to 1512 and encodes 503 amino acids. Gene Ontology annotation, biological process: regulation of DNA-templated transcription. Gene Ontology annotation, molecular function: zinc ion binding; DNA-binding transcription factor activity, RNA polymerase II-specific. The record is from RefSeq and is a predicted model, not a curated record.
AUGACACUAGCUCCAUCUUCAUUAGCCAAGGGACAAGCAUGUCUUGACUGCAGGAGGCGAAAAAUAAAAUGCGAUGGUGUUCGUCCAAUAUGCGGACCCUGCUAUCGCGCGCAACGCUACGAGGACUGCGAGUUUGGCAGCACAUUGAACAGCAAAACACCCUCGAGAAUGCAACGUAUCGAAAACGACAUUGCGCUUGUUGAACAUCGCAUCAUGGACCUCCAGAUACACUCGAGUCUUCCGCUUCAAACACUACGGAGGGACCAUUCAGGACGGAACGGUGUUCAAACAAACUCAACCCAAACUCAAGUUCUGCAGAUCGCGUUGGAGACCAUUGUCGCACGGGCUGAGGAAAUCGGGUUCUUUCUUCACCUUCCAAAAUUCCGGAGUUUGUGCUUUGGAACAGCCGGGAGUCGCGAACGACCUCCUUCCGCCUUGACGGAUAGCAUAUGUCUCUGGGCAGCCGUCAUUUCUCCCUCCGAGUCGCUUAGGAAACCGGAAAACAAGUUUUUAGCCCGAGCAGUGCAAGCUUCGACCACCAUCUCGGCAUCGUCGCAUCGUUUGAAAAUCCUUUACGGUAUCCAGACCGAGAUCCUCCUGUGUCAAUACUUCCUCCACAAAGGCCGCCUGGUCGAAGCCCAGUAUCAUCUCAGCAUAGCUGUUUCCUUUGCUGUCGUUGGGAAGUUGGCGCAUAUCGGAAGCACGGGGUCACAAUUUACCUUCCGUGACUCUAUUGAACGAGGCGAGUAUAUAAUCGGGUAUUGGACUGUUGUGGCGCUGGAUGGCAUCUGGUCGUCGAUGCUCAACUUCCCAUCGCAUUUUGGAUCGGAGUCGAUUUUGAAUGCCGACACACCGUGGCCGUUGGAAAUGGAUACAUACGAGCGAAAUCCCCCGAUUUUUCCGCCAAUGAACACUGUUCGAGCUUUUAUGGAAAAUGUUCCCAACGAGAAAGAGCCGUCGCGCCUCAGCGUACUCGCCAAGGCAGCCAUUUUGCUGCAGAAGGCCGACUGCAUCAGUCGAGAAUGGCAGCCAAACAUGUCGUCGAGAGAUUCUGCAGCAUACUUCCAACGGUUUUCCGAGCUGAACGAACGGAUUAGAACGUUUCGCGUCAACUCGCCCAACACAUUGGCUGGUUACCCACCGGCGUUCAAACCGCGCGUGAUCUUGGCGCAUAGCGUCGCUCAUGUGGCCACCCUCCAGCUUAACCGCAUCUUCAUGGCUAAUGCUCAAUGCCGAGAGUUGGCACUCGCUAGCUGCAAAUCGAUCGUGUGGACGAUUCACUCUGCCGACUGGAAGAGCAUGGCACAUAUUGAUCCUAUUAUUGGAUCAAUCUGGUCGACCACAGCGGGCAUGUUGUUCGAAGAGAUUACGCGCAUCCAGACAGUCCCAGGGGCAGCUGCAGUUGUCGCUGACUUACGAAAUGGCUACGAUGAGAUUGUGUUGUCAGUCUCUCACUUUUCGAAAGACAGUGCAUUCAUGCAGUUUCAACUGACACAACUUUGUGGGAACUGA